CUACUCAAACUGGCAUUCAAAUAAAAUAAACUGUUUCGGCGCGUUCUACACUGUGUGCCUGUAAAUCGUGUCGGUCUGGGUAUCUUGUAUUAGAUCAUUGUUAGUGUGAAUUUGUUAUCAUAUUUUAUAAUACACUUUGGGGUAAAUAUUUGCGUGCAGUGCACAAAAAUAAGCCUGAGCAAUCAAAAGAAGCAAGCAGGCUGAGCAGAUAUAGAAAACUAAAAUAAACGAGUCAGCCUAAAAAAGGUAAAACUGAAAAAAUGGCCGCAAAACCCGAGGAUAAGAGCACGGAUAUACCUGAUCGUCUUUUUGACUCUAAUCACCGUAAGACCUAUAAGCGUAUGCGCUUUUUCGGUAAGGGUGGAUUUGCUAAAUGUUAUGAAAUAAUUGAUGUGGAGACCGACGAUGUGUUUGCUGGCAAGAUUGUGUCCAAGAAGCUUAUGAUAAAGCACAACCAGAAAGAGAAGACGGCUCAGGAAAUAACUAUUCACCGCAGUCUAAACCAUCCAAAUAUUGUAAAAUUUCACAGCUAUUUUGAAGAUGUUCAGAAUAUCUACAUUGUGCUGGAGCUGUGCAAGAAACGCUCGAUGAUGGAGUUGCACAAGCGCCGUAAAAGUAUUACAGAGUUUGAAACCCGCUAUUACAUAUACCAAAUAAUACAGGGUGUCAAGUAUCUUCACGACAAUCGUAUCAUUCAUCGUGAUCUCAAGUUGGGCAAUCUAUUUUUAAAUGACAUGUUGCAUGUGAAGAUUGGUGAUUUUGGACUAGCAACACGUAUUGAGUACGAGGGUGAACGCAAGAAAACAUUAUGCGGCACUCCUAACUAUAUUGCACCAGAGAUCCUGACAAAGAAGGGUCACUCGUUUGAAGUGGAUAUCUGGUCAAUUGGUUGCGUUAUGUAUACGUUGUUAGUUGGUCAGCCGCCUUUCGAAACGAAAACAUUGAAGGACACUUACUCAAAAAUAAAAAAAUGCGAGUAUCGCGUGCCGAGCUACUUAAGAAAACCGGCUGCGGAUAUGGUAAUUGCAAUGCUACAACCUAAUCCAGAAAGUCGUCCUACAAUAGGACAGCUCCUGAAUUUUGAGUUUCUUAAGGCGACACAAGUGCCAGUGUUUUUGCCCAGCUCUUGCCUAACAAUGGCGCCACGAAUCGGCAUUAACGAUACUAUAGAGGACCCUACUCAGCGUAAGCCGCUGGCGGAAUAUAAUGGUCUGCGAGAUGAUACUCGUUUAGAGUCGACGUUUUUGAAGAAUAAUUUACACGACGCAAUUACAGCGUCGGCUCAGGUUUGUCGUCAUAAUGAAGACUAUCGUAGCGAUAUUGAGAGCUUGCAUCAGCAGCUGACGAAGCUUAUUAAUGAUAAGCCGCGUUUACUGCAAGGAAAUCUUGGCGAUGAGAAUACCGAUCCUGCAGCCCAGCCGUUAUUUUGGAUUUCAAAGUGGGUCGACUAUAGUGAUAAAUACGGUUUUGGCUAUCAGCUGUGUGAUGAGGGCAUCGGAGUUAUGUUCAAUGACACCACAAAACUCAUUUUGUUGCCUAAUCAACUAAACGUGCAUUUCAUUGAUAAGGAAGGUAAAGAGUCCUAUAUGACUACGACAGAUUACUGCAAGUCACUGGAUAAAAAGAUGAAACUGCUGUCAUAUUUUAAACGAUAUAUGACUGAACAUCUGGUAAAGGCAGGGGCCAAUAAUGUUCCUGAUGAAAACGAUCAAAUUUCUCGAAUGCCUCAUCUUCAUUCCUGGUUUCGGACGACUUGUGCAGUGGUUAUGCAUUUAACCAAUGGCUCUGUUCAGCUUAACUUUUCGGAUCAUAUGAAAAUAAUUUUAUGCCCCCGUAUGAGUGCCAUCACCUACAUGGAUCAUGAGAAAAACUUUCGCACAUAUCGAUUUUCAACUAUCGCCCAAAACGGAGUUUCCAAGGAUCUAUACCAAAAGAUACGUUAUGCUCAUGAGAAACUCAGGAAAAUGCUUGAGAAGAUGUUUGUUUGAGCAU
Messenger RNA from Drosophila navojoa, 1992 nucleotides. RefSeq names its product Serine/threonine-protein kinase polo (gene polo). NCBI's taxonomy places the organism in Eukaryota, Metazoa, Arthropoda, Insecta, Diptera, Drosophilidae. Gene Ontology annotation, biological process: mitotic spindle organization; protein phosphorylation. Gene Ontology annotation, molecular function: ATP binding; protein serine/threonine kinase activity; protein binding. Gene Ontology annotation, cellular component: nucleus; cytoplasm; kinetochore. The record is from RefSeq and is a predicted model, not a curated record.